This is a messenger RNA of Tachysurus vachellii, 5443 nucleotides long. RefSeq names its product glutamate receptor, ionotropic, N-methyl D-aspartate 1b (gene grin1b). The transcript is spliced from 20 exons. Gene Ontology annotation, biological process: monoatomic ion transport; chemical synaptic transmission; ionotropic glutamate receptor signaling pathway. Gene Ontology annotation, cellular component: NMDA selective glutamate receptor complex; neuron projection; plasma membrane. Bases 472 to 3174 code for a protein of 900 amino acids. Lineage: Eukaryota; Metazoa; Chordata; Actinopteri; Siluriformes; Bagridae. The record is from RefSeq and is a predicted model, not a curated record. Gene Ontology annotation, molecular function: NMDA glutamate receptor activity.
GUUCAGCACCAAGGACAGCGGAGAUAGCGGCGAGCCUCAGGUCACCAGACCAGAAUGGAGCCACGCCAAAAGCGGGGAAACAGGAGAUUAUUUUAAAAAAAGGAACAUUUUAAACGUAAACCGAAUAAACCAACGCGCUGGACUUUAUAUAUAAUUAUUGGUUUAUAUAUCAUUACUGCUUUAUUUCAGCCUAUUUAUAAAAGGAGAAUGAAUCUUUGAGGGGAAAUAUCAACAGGAGCGUCACCAAACCAAGACGCGUUUUUUUUUCACCUUUUUUUUUUAACACAACGUUUUCUGAUCAACUCAAAUAGACCGAGAAAACACAUACAUACCUAAACAGAUCAGAUAAAUGUGAUCGUAUUCCUGUGCUUCACAAGUUCUUUACUAGGAACCUGGUCCAUUAGGCUGCCUCAUCGACGGACCCUGUGUAUGACAGCUUGCUAAUACGCGCGGAUCCAGAGGCAGACAAACAUGCGUCUGGUUCUCUUCGCCUUCCUCGUGUCCUGCUCGUGUGCACGGGGAGGCUGCGAGCCCAAGAUCGUCAACAUCGGCGCCGUGUUGAGCCAGAAGCGGUACGAACAGGUGUUCAAGGACGCGGUGACCCAGGCCAACAAUAUCUACGGCAAAGACAAGUUCAAGAUGAACGCGAUCUCCGUCACGCACAAGCCCAACGCCAUUCAGAUGGCACUGUCUGUGUGUGAGGAUCUCAUCUCAAACCAGGUCUAUGCCAUUUUGGUGAGUCAUCCUCCUCAGUCCAAUGACCAUCUAACCCCGACACCAGUGUCCUACACAGCUGGAUUCUAUCGCAUACCUGUAGUGGGACUGACCACCCGCAUGUCCAUCUACUCAGACAAGAGCAUCCACCUGUCGUUCUUGCGCACGGUGCCUCCUUACUCUCACCAGGCUCAGGUGUGGUUUGACAUGAUGCGCGAAUUCCGCUGGAAUCACAUUAUCCUGAUCGUGAGCGAUGACCACGAGGGUCGUGCGGCACAGAAGAGGCUGGAGACUCUCCUGGAGGAGAGGGAGACGAAGAGUAAAAACAGGAACUAUGAAAACCUCGACCAACUGUCCUAUGACAACAAGCGAGGACCCAAGGCAGAGAAAGUGCUCUUGUUCAGCCAAGACACAAAUCUGACUGCACUGCUCCAGGAGGCCAAAGAGCUGGAGGCAAGAGUUAUCAUCCUGUCUGCCAGUGAGGACGAAGCAGCGGCCAUUUACAAAGCUGCUCGCCAGCUGAAUAUGACCGGGUCCGGUUACGUGUGGCUGGUGGGAGAAAGGGAGAUGUCUGGUAAAGCGCUAAGUGAAGCUCCAGAUGGCUUGCUCGGCCUCCAGCUGAUCAACGGCAAGAACGAGUCGGCGCACAUCUACGACGCCGUGGCUGUGGUGGCCCAGUCCAUCCAGGAGCUCUUUGAGAAGGAGAACAUCACCGAACCUCCGAAAGGAUGCGUGGGCAACACAAACAUCUGGAAGACCGGCCCACUCUUCAAACGAGUACUGAUGUCAUCCAAGUAUCCAGAUGGCCUCACAGGCCGGGUGGAGUUUAACGAUGAUGGAGACAGGAGGUUCGCCCACUACAGCAUCCUCAACUACCAGAAAACCCGGUUGGUCCAAGUGGGUGUCUACAACGGCUCACAAGUCAUGAUGAACACGCAGAGGAAGAUCAUUUGGCCAGGAGGAGACACUGAGAAGCCAAGAGGUUAUCAGAUGUCAACAAGAUUGAAGAUCGUGACCAUUCAUCAGGAGCCGUUUGUGUACGUGAAGCCGACGCUGCGAGACGGAACGUGUAAAGAAGAACACACCGUGAAUGGAGUGCUGAUCAAAAAAGUGAUCUGCACUGGGCCCAACGAGACGAUUCCUGGUCGUCCCAUAGUGCCUCAGUGCUGUUAUGGAUUUUGCAUCGACCUCUUGAUCAAGCUCGCAAUGACAAUGAACUUCACCUACGAAGUACACCUAGUGGCUGAUGGAAAAUUUGGCACUCAGGAGCGCGUGAAUAACAGCAAUAAGAAGGAAUGGAACGGCAUGAUGGGAGAGCUGCUGGGUGGCCUGGCAGACAUGAUCGUGGCUCCACUUACCAUCAAUAAUGAGCGAGCCCAGUACAUCGAGUUCUCCAAACCAUUUAAGUACCAGGGGCUCACCAUUCUUGUCAAAAAGGAAAUACCUCGCAGUACGCUGGACUCGUUCAUGCAGCCCUUUCAGAGCACUCUAUGGUUACUGGUGGGUCUUUCGGUCCAUGUUGUGGCGGUGAUGCUCUACCUAUUAGACCGUUUCAGCCCAUUUGGAAGGUUUAAAGUGAAUAGUGAAGAGGAAGAAGAAGACGCCCUCACCUUAUCCUCUGCCAUGUGGUUCUCUUGGGGGGUACUUCUGAACUCUGGUAUUGGAGAAGGUGCCCCACGGAGCUUUUCGGCAAGGAUUUUAGGUAUGGUGUGGGCUGGUUUUGCUAUGAUUAUAGUUGCAUCUUAUACUGCCAAUUUGGCAGCCUUCCUAGUGCUGGAUCGGCCUGAGGAGCGCAUUACCGGCAUCAACGACCCUAGGCUGCGAAACCCAUCAGAUAAAUUCAUCUACGCCACGGUGAAGCAGAGCUCUGUGGACAUUUACUUCCGGCGUCAAGUUGAGCUGAGCACCAUGUACCGCCACAUGGAAAAGCACAACUACGAGAGCGCCGCUGAGGCCAUCCAGGCUGUGCGAGACGGCAAACUCCAUGCUUUUAUCUGGGAUUCAGCCGUGUUGGAGUUUGAAGCCUCGCAGAAGUGCGACCUGGUCACCACCGGAGAGUUGUUCUUCCGUUCAGGCUUCGGCAUCGGCAUGCGUAAAGACAGUCCUUGGAAGCAGAAUGUUUCCCUGGCCAUCCUCAGCUCUCAUGAGAAUGGGUUCAUGGAGGACCUUGAUAAAACAUGGGUGAGAUACCAGGAGUGUGACUCCAGGAGCAAUGCCCCAGCCACGCUCACCUUUGAGAAUAUGGCAGGCGUGUUUAUGCUUGUGGCUGGCGGCAUCGUCGCCGGGAUCUUCCUCAUCUUCAUCGAGAUUGCAUACAAACGCCACAAAGAUGCUCGCAGGAAGCAGAUGCAGUUGGCCUUCGCAGCAGUUAACGUCUGGAGGAAGAACCUACAGCCAUAUCCCACGGACAUCACCGGCCAGCUCAACCUGUCUGACCCUUCCGUCAGCACGGUGGUGUGAACGCAGACAAGAGAACGCAAAAAAAGGGAGCUAGACAUAAUGAGAGUGCGACAGAGAGACUAGAAACUGAGGAGAUGGUUGGCAGGAGUUGAGUGAAAUUGUGCCAGACCUGCUGAUCCCUUUCUAUCAACAACGUCAACGUCUGAGCCAACAACAUGCUCAUCUGAGCAAAAAUAAACCCCAAAACUCUCUCUCACACACACACACACACACACACACACACACACACACACACAAACACACACAUCUCCAUCCUCCUCCUCCUCCCCAGGCCUCUGUGCACAUGCCCAGGACACAACUGUGACACAUGAAAGAAACUGCCAAAAAAAAAUUAAUAAAUAAAAAAUAAUGCCCUAGGAGCUGAAAAGUACUGCCGCAAUAUACCCUGACAUUCCUCGCAUCUGAAAACACCCAGCUUCAUUCUCCCACACUUUCAACACUCACGAAGCAUGCUCAAAGCUUAUUAUAAAGUUUUUAGAAAGCUAGUUCUAUUUACCUUAGGUUUGGCUUGUCAUAUUAACAUUUCAUUCAUUCAGUGGUCACUCUACCUCCAUUUUCUCUGCAUUUUAAAAUACAUGUAGCUGAACAGUUUUAAACGAAGUUUUACUACAUUUGUUUCAUGUUUGAUUUGCAAGGACUUUUGUUUUGUAUAUUGUAUAAUGCUGAUGUAAAACAUACCUCUGAUUGCUAUUUGUAUUGUUAUUAGACUAGGCAAUAGAUAACUGGUACAUGUAGAGUAGAUAAAAGGAUAAAUCCACCCUGAAAGGUUUGUUUAAUCAUUAACACGAUCAGAUUAAUCAUUAACACGAUCUUUCAAUAAUGUUUGCGUUCCUAUAUUACACACCAUGCAGUCUGACUAGCUGGUAAUAAGACCUAGUGGGAUUUCACACUUCUUUCAAAUCACUCUAAAGCGAGCGAUGCAGCAUCGCUUUACUACUUUAAUUUGUCCAGCUCUCUUUCAUGCUAAUACUAAUAUGGCACACUAAUACGACACACAACUGCUAACAUCCAACACAUAUAACAAAAAUAACAAAAAUACAGCACCAACCAACAUCCCAGCACUCGACUAGCUAAUCAGGUCACAAAUAUAUUCAUAUAAACAUUGAUUAUGUUUCAGGGUGGAGCUUUCCUUUAUGCACUACUGUAAAUAAUGCUGUAGGUAUUAUACAGGUCCUUGAGGUUUAUCUUGAAGUUUUUGAAUCGCUUCAUUCUUUCAUUUGCUUUCUCCAAAACAACAUUUUGCUAAUACGAUCCGAAUCUGUUAAGCCAACAAAACUGUGGAUCAAUUUAUUAUUAUUAUUAUUAUAAUAUUUUUUUUCCUACGUCAUUAAUCAAGUGCAAAAUGUAGCAUUUGUUUUUUUAAAUAAGCUUUGAGACUCGAUAUGAAAGGGACCCAAAAAUAAAUAAAAAAUAAAUAAAUAAAGUGGCGUGAAACUAAUCAUGCAGUUAUUAUUACAGGAUAUUUUGAGUGGAAGGCUUUUAAUAUUUAAUUCUGCUUGAAAUGCUCUGUAAUAAUUUCGCAAGCAUCGUCUGACAUCCUUUAACCCUAAGGGACCCUUUCGGAUUACAAACAAGGAUUGUGUGUUGAUGUAAUCAGUGUUGUAUUUUGGUUGUUCGUUGAUACAGACGGCGAUGGAAGUAAUAUUAUUAUUUCUACGUUCUUUUAAUCGGCUUUGGCUUUUGUUUUCUGGGCUAUGCGAUCGACGACGACUGAACAGGACGAUCGUUUGUAUUUUGCGGCUUGUGCUAAUACACGUGGUGGACGGUAUUAACGCUAGGACACGGUAUAGCACAUUUUGUCUUGAAACAAUCUUUCCGAGGGCUUUAAUGUGCGAGAAUCUAUUUUGUAAACUAGGAAUAUGACAUGAAGUGUUUUGUUUAUUUACUUAUUUAUUUCUGUAUUUUGUCUGAGGUUCAUAGAGCAUAUGGUAGAGACUGUAUCAGGUAGAUCCUUUGUACGCUGCUUGUACUGUGAAAUCCCUGCGAUGCUUCAAGCGUUUGAGUGAUUAAUCUUACAAGCGAUGGAUAAAUCUGCUUUCUUGACGAUAUAUAUUGAUUUAUUUCGAUCGUAAAGGAAAUCCAAUCCGACACAAACAUUGUGAUUUUGUGUAUCUCUAGACGAUUUUAAUAUUAAUAGAUACAUCCAGGUCUGGUUGUUGUUUUGUUUUGUUUUUUUUUUUAAUCACCAAAUGUGCUUUUGAAGGCCAGUCCUACUCUGUGAGAUGAUAAAAAAAUAAAUAAAUGUUCUAAAGUUAUACUCUCAUGUGCU